Messenger RNA from Adineta ricciae, 789 nucleotides. Lineage: Eukaryota; Metazoa; Rotifera; Eurotatoria; Adinetida; Adinetidae. The record is from the annotation of a GenBank genome assembly.
AUGGUGGCUCCUUCCAUUUUAUCUAUUUAUUCGGAUCUGUUGAUUGAACGGACAAAUCUUAAACAUACAUCAAAUUUAUGUCAAUCAUUAUUGGAAUCUCUUUUAUCUCGCUUUGGUGGUUUGUUGGAGCAAAUGUCAUUAACAAUUGAAAUUACAGAAAAGAAGAAAAAUAAAAAGUUUUAUGACCUGUUUAAAGAUCCUGUUUUUUUAAUGGCACCUUUCUUGGAUGGUCGGUUUCGUUUAAAUUGGAUUUUGCGUGAAAGUGCGCCUAUUUUGGAACAAGCACGAGAAGAAUUAUCGGCUAAAAUACAGCAACUCGUAUUGGAGCAGUGCAUUUUAUUGCAUCGGGAUCCGAUAACAACGCCAUCUCAGGCAUUGGAUAAUGAUUGUUCGUCAUCAACACUUACGUCAACAGCGCAAGCACAAUCGUCUGCUGCUAGUGCUGCAACAAGUCCCGUCACACCAAAACGAAAACAAUUAUUUGGUAACAUCGUCCAUGAAACAAAAAGAACAAAGUCUGAUCCAUUUAGUAAUAUUAAAGAUGAGAUAUUGAGAUAUCUAAAUGAUGAUAUUACCGAUCCUAUGAUUCUUAUAAAUUCUACAAAUAUCUAUCCGACAUUAUCAAAAUUAGCAAUGAAGAUUUUGUCGAUUCCUGCUACAUCAGCUCCAGUCGAACGAGUUUUUAGUCAGAGUGGUUUCUUAUUCCGACAACAUCGUGCCUCAAUGACACGAACUACAUUGCAACAACUGACAAUGCUUAAAUCUGGUAUGUUAACGGCAUUUUUUUAA